AGUUCUGAUCGACAGCUAGCCUGGCCCCUACCCCUCCUCUUUCCUCUCUCUCUUUUUCUGUCUCUCUCUCUGUAUAUAUCUCUCCUAGGCCAGUUGACAGGCAACGUCUGGGGGUGUUGGAGGCUCACAGUUAGCCAGGGCGUUAGCCACAGGCACACAGCUGCUCCGCUGCCCAUCAAUUCUACUGUAUAUCUGUAACCGGGGGCUUCUUCUCUUCUCCCCCUCCCUACACCUCCUGCUUUCAUUUCAGGCUCCUUGGAGAUAGAGGAAUGCAAAUCUGCAACCAUGAUGGAAGGACUGAAAAAACGUACCAGGAAGGCCUUCGGGAUACGGAAGAAAGAGAAGGACAAUGACUCCACGGGGUCUCCAGACAGAGACGGGGGUUCUCAGAAGAAGACAAACGGGGCCCCUAAUGGCUUCUACGGAGAUAUUGACUGGGACAGAUAUAACUCUCCUGAAGUGGAUGAUGAGGGCUACAGCAUCAGACCUGAAGAGGAGUCAGAGGAGGGAGUAGUUACCACCAAAAAGACCCACUUCUUCUCCUCUGAUGAGUCGGAAGAAGAGGAGGACCAAAGGAAGAAGUUCAAGAUCAAGAUCAAGCCGCUGCCAGCUGACCGUGUCGUGGCGGUGCCCUCAGUUGAUGAGCUCAAAGCCUCCAUAGGCAACAUAGCUCUGUCCCCGUCUCCUAUGAGACGUAGCCCGGGUUUGAAAAGGAACACAUCCAGUGAAGAGAUUGCCAGACCGAGACGUGUUGUCCCUACUGUACCCACUGUGGCCCCCACACCAGCUCCAGCACCACAACCUCCCAGCAGUCAACAAACGCCAGUCUCCGAAGACACCACAGCCUUAUUUGGGCCUCCUUUGGACACAAACUUCGGAGAACAGAAAACUGAAGUGGGUCUAUCUGAGUCUGAUGUGUGGGGGACUCCUCUGUCAGAGCCUGAAUCCUCUUUGACAAGAUCCUUCCCCACAGGAACUCCACCUCCACUCCCACCCAAGAAUGUCCCAACUUCUCCCCUGACGACUGACCCUCCCUCUGCAGAUGAUGCUGAAGUGUCAACAGAAGCCGACAGCUCAACCAGGAAGCCCUCGAUAGCUGACUUGGACAACAUUUUUGGCCCGGAGCAGGCUCCCCCUCCUGGCGAGGAUACAGGUGACACGUGGGUGUGCUUCAGUGAAGAAUCUUCUGACCGGCCGCCUCUACCAACGGACCCUGCACCUCCUCUCCCCACCUCCCCACCUCCGCCAGAGGAACCAGCUCCUCCGUUACCAGCCUCCCCACCCCCACCUGAGUCUCCAGCCCCACCCUUACCUACAUCCCCACUUCCUCCAGAAGACCCAGCACCGCCUCUCCCUACAUCCCCUCCCCCAAAAGAAGAUCCUGCCCCCCCUCUACCAACCUCCCCGCCUCCCUCAGAGGAGCCUGCUGCACCUCCUGUCCGUUCAGGUCCUUCCACACCCGAAGACAGAAAUCCUCUCGCCACUUCUCCACCCCCUGCACCAAAGGAGCUUGCAUCACCUCCCGCUUCCUCCUCUCCUCCUAUUGACUCACCUACCAGUGUCCCACCAGCCUCUGCCCCUAAUGCAGGCACCCCUCCAGCAGUCAGUCCUCCUACUGAGGAACCGGCAGCUCGCUCCGUCCCUCCACCCCUUGUCCUCUCUGAAGAGGAGCUGCCCAAGAACACAGACACCACCCAGCCCAAAGAGGACGGAGGUGAAACUGUCACCUCACCCAAAGAUACUAGCCAGGGGAGUCGGAGUACGCCUCCCCCACCUCCUCCUCCCACAUACCGUGCAGUGGUUUCAUCACCAGGUCCCACAUCAGGGGCUGGUGGCUCGAACAGCGGCUCCUCCUCACCUGUACGACCUGCUACACCUUCGUCAGUCAACCCCACCCCGCCUCCACCUCCACCUCGUCCCCCUUCACGACCCAAACUUCCUCCAGGGAAACCCACUGUAGGGGAUGUGAGUCGCCCGUUCAGCCCGCCGAUCCACUCAGCAAGCCCUCCUCCCAUCGCCCCGUUGGCGCGGGCCGAGAGCACCUCCUCCAUCUCCUCCACCAACUCCCUGAGUGCCGCCACCACCCCAACUGUCACCAAGGAGCUCUCCGUGUCUGUGUCAGAGAAUGACCAGCCAUCCCUUGUAUGGUUUGACAGAGGGAAGUUUUAUUUAACCUUUGAAGGCUGCUCCCGAGGGCCCAGUCCUCUCACUAUGGGAGCUCAGGACACGCUUCCUGUCGCCGCUGCUUUCACAGAGACGGUCAACGCCUUCUUUAAAGGAGCCGACCCCAACAAGUGUGUUGUGAAGGUCAUAGGUGAGAUGGUUUUGUCGUUUCCGGCGGGCAUCACUCGGCACUUUGCCAAUAACCCGUCCCCUGCCGUCCUAACCUUCAGCAUAACCAACUACAGCCGACUGGAGCAUGUGCUGCCUAACCCCCAGCUCCUCUGCUGUGACACCACCACACAACCCAAGGCCGAUGCCAAGGACUUCUGGGUGAACAUGCCAAACCUGAUAUCCCAUUUAAAGAAGGUGGCAGAGCAAAAGCCACAAGCGACGUACUACAAUGUGGACAUGCUCAAGUAUCAGGUAUCUGUGCAGGGCUCCCAGUCGACUCCUCUGAACCUGGCGGUGAGCUGGAGGUGUGAGCCCACCAGCACUGACCUGAGGAUAGACUACAAAUACAACGGGGAGGCCAUGUCGACGGCGAUGGCUCUGAACAACGUGCAGUUCCUCGUCCCUGUCGAUGGAGGAGUUUCAAAACUACAGGCUGUUUUACCUCCUGCUGCAUGGAAUGCAGAGCAGCAAAGAAUCCUUUGGAAGAUCCCUGAUAUCUCACAGAAAUCUGAAAAUGGAGGUGUGGGGUCGUUGUUAGCGCGCUUCCAGCUAACAGAAGGUCCCAGUAAACCAGCUCCACUGGCGGUGCAGUUCACCAGUGAGGGCAGCACCCUGUCAGGCUGUGACAUCGAACUAGCUGGACCCGGGUACCGCUUCUCUCUCGUCAAGAAGAGGUUUGCCGCAGGAAAAUACCUGGCCGACAACUGACCCCUGCUACUGAGCGCAGCGCUCUUGAACAAAUCGACUGCAAUGGACUGAGGUCGACACCGAGGACAGAGGACAGACCGACACCAGACAGGAUCUCCAUUAACCUUUUCUGAACCCACACGACAGGUCCGCAGCCUACCCAGCAGUAUUGUAUAACCUGCAUAUAGCAUUGUGGAACUGUUUUAGGUCAUGUAAUUAUCGUAUUUGUAUUCAUUUCAUAACAUCUGUAUUGCUGCAGUUAGACACCUGGGUUCUUCUCUCCUCUAAAGUCUGUGCCUCUGUCUCCAUCCUCCUCUGUGUGGUGGUGUUUUUAAAAGUUUCACUGCAGCUGCCUGACCCGAGCCAUGGACGGAAAGAGCACCGGGCAGGUUUUAACUCUGGAUGACUCGUGGUAUAUUGUCCUCGGUCUGGAAAAUUUGGGCCAUAGAACUAUCCUGGAAUAAGAUCUUUGUGGUCAGACAUGCACUUCAGCCUCAUUUAAAGUUAGAUCAUGUAGAGCUGAAGCAGGGCCCAUGACAACACAUAGUAAGUUUAUUAGCACAUAAGACAUCACUGAUCUGUAAGUACUCCUUCUGUCAAGGUCCGGGCUCGAAGCCUGAGACAGCUGUGCUUACUGUUUUGCACUGACGGCGGCCAUCUGUGUGACAAGCAACCACUUUAGCCGACACGCAAACUGUUGUCGCAAAGUGUUAAAUCAAAGUCGGUGUUUCUUGUUGGUGCUGAUCACAUGAAACACAGAAUCGAGUAGCGACACAUAACUAGAUUUUCCAAGCGUCACCUACUGGUACUACAGGGUCACAUGACUUUGGAUCGCAUCCUUUUUAUUACUAUAACUGCACCGAUUAGCCAAUCAAUUUUAUUUCUCUACACACAUACACGGCGAGAGGUUUUCAGCAUGUUAGGCAGCUGCAAUGACAAGUCAGUUCACUGGUUGCAAAAUAAGAAAAUACGUUUUCCCGUCAGAACAAAAGAAGUGUACAAAGUGUCAUUUUAAAUCAAUAAUAUGUAUCUUAAAGGGCGUUUGGUGUUUUCCUCGUAUCGUCAGAUAGCCUUUCUGUUGUUCCCAGGACAGCAGUGUUAGACUCCAGAGUACAUGACAGCAUUCUAUUUUUAUUUAUUGAUGACAAUGAUUUGUUGUAUAAAACAUGUGAUUCUGUAUAUGAAUAGAAUUUGAAUGGUAUCACACAACUCAGAACCCUUAAAGGUAUAAAUAUUUGAAUUCUCUCUCAUUUUUGUUAUCUGUGUAGUUGGGUAACCUGUGUACAGUAUAAGGUAUAAUUUUUGAAUUUAUUUCAGAUAUAAUUUUUUAACUCAAGUGCAACAGAAGAAUUGAGCUAUAUAUGGGUGGGGAGGGGGGGAAGGGGGUAAUUUAAUGAAAAAGAUAAAUAUCUUCCUGGAUGCUGUGUUAUGCUUUGUGAAAGCAGUGUUAAUGUAGUUAGCUAAACCAUGGGCAAGGAUCACUUAAAAGAAUUAGUUUGACAUUUUGGAAGAUGCUCUAGAUGUCUCUCUGAUAUCUGACGGUUAGCUUAGCAUGAACACUGGAAACUGUUAGCCUGGCUGUGAUUGACACUUUCCAGCGCCUCUGAAAAAAUCUCUGAUUCAUACGUCGUGUUUGUUUGGUCUGUACAAGUAUCUGGCUGUAUGGAUUCCAGACUAUAACAUAUGUAUUUAGAAUUUUUGUAUGGAUUGCCAUGAAGUGUUGUACAAACAUUCAUGUCCCUGUGAUGAUGAAAUGCAGCCACUAUGGUCAUUUUCUCUAGCGCCACCAGCAGGUCAACAUUUCAAUUUGUCCAUCGCUUUGGUUUAACAGCCGCUUUUAAAACUGACAAACUUCCCAUGAACCACACGUGUUUAGUGCUGAGUAGCUAAUUUAGCACGCUAACAUGCUAAACAUUAGCAUCAUUAUGAUGUUAGGACACCGUCGUCGUUAGCAUGUGCCUCUAAGGGGCGCUAGCAGCUAACUGUUGACUCUUCAUCCUUGUUUACUUUUGGACAGAGCCAGAGUAGCUCUUUCCCUCUGAUUCCAGUCUUUAUGCUAUGCUAUGCUAAGCUAGCUGGCUGCUGGCUUAGCCUCAUAUUUAACAGUGAUUUUUUUUUUUUUUAAAUAAGACUGAUUCUUGACAAGAAAAUGAAUGUGUGUUUUCCACAAUGUCAAACUAGUCCUUUAAAUACGACAGUUACAUCAACAAUCAGUUUCUCUCAGUGAUGAAGAAGUGUGGUGACCACGGUACCCUUACUGGAACAGGAUUUGUUUACUGGGACCAGCUUGUUUCUUUAAUUCAAACCUCAUUGUGACAAAACAAAAAGGAAACAUUGAUCCAGCACUGUCAGUUCCUUCAUCUCUACCUUCAGCUGCUCCUCAGCUUUGACUGUGGGUCACCAGUUAAGCUUCCUACCUGCUUCCAUUCACCUCACUGGUACCUGAACUCCCUGAUUAUAUCAUGAGCACAUCCCCAUCAUCCAGCCAGCGCUUGAAUCCAUGGCUUUAUUUUGCAUAAUCGUAAUGGUCUCUGUGAGAUGACAUGAUUUGAAUGAGGUUGUGGAGCAAGGUUAAGUUGACCAAAAUGCUUUUUUUUUUUUUGUAUUUUAUGUGUGUGUACCCCGACAGUCAGUCCUCUGUUAAGGAGAAUAAGCUGAAUAUUUUUAAAAUGGAUAAAAAUGAAAAAAUAUAUUGUUUAAUGUGAAAAAACACUGUGCUGAUGAUGUUGAACUUCCUGAAUGCUCUGACACUCAACAUGAAGAACAAAAAGUGCGUGUGAAGUGUAGCCGAAAAUCUCUGUACUGUACUGUAUGUCGGCACUCUGCUAAAUGUAACCAAUCAUAGUCCUUUCAGAUGUGUAGUACGAGCAUCUUAGGCUGAAGUUAGUGCAAAAAGACACUUAAUCUCACUACAGUACUCCUAUUCAGUGAUGUAGUACUUUUAAUUGGACUUAGUUUUUAAGUAUUGUUCUUUGAAGUCUGGGCUGUGCAGUUAAAAUGAAAAUCUUGACCUGAUUCUUAAUUUUCUCGUACAGAGCCAGACUGAGAGGAACACUGAAGCUGCGUUUUGUUGAAAUGACGCCGUGAUGGAUGAUUGGUGCCAUUUAGCUCCUGGUGAUACAUUUGUUUGGUAACAUUUUCCUUCAGUCUUGUCGGUCGUUCGUCCAGCUGACUGAUUGACUCAACAUGGCUGACAGGACUUUGUUACCUUCUGGGUGACUCUUGAAGCUACCGGUGCAACAGUCACUACAGCAUUAUCUACAGAGGCCCACCGUACACAUCCCCCCAACCGUUUUAAAUUACCACUACACAACGGGUUGCUCGUCUUUCAACAUGAAAGGCAAAACAACACUCUUUCAUUGUUAGUUGCUAAAAUAUUGUUUUCAUCUUUCAAUAAAAAAAAACAUGGAUCAAAACUUGUAUUUUCCAGAUUUUCAUCUCUGUGGUGAAUUUGUCCUUCAGUAACUCCUUAUUGCAUGCAGCGCAUGCAGUACAAGGUGGGGCAUCUACGAUGAUAGAUAGUACUGAAAUGACGUGUUGUGCUGAGUGUCACUUGUGUUAAUGUUGAGAAGAGAGCAGGGAGUAUGUUUAUGUGUGCUAUAAGUCAGAAUGCUUUUUGGUUCUGUACCGUUAACCUCAAACACAUGUGCAAGCUGUUUGUACAGUACAUAACAAUGCUAAGAUGAACUGAGAAACUUAGUUUGCUUCUUUCCAAAACCAAUAAAAGUUAUAACUGGA
Stegastes partitus (bicolor damselfish) is the source of this 6759-nucleotide messenger RNA. RefSeq names its product SH3GL interacting endocytic adaptor 1a (gene sgip1a). The transcript is spliced from 23 exons. The coding region runs from base 286 to 3042 and encodes 918 amino acids. Gene Ontology annotation, cellular component: cytoplasm; plasma membrane; clathrin-coated vesicle. NCBI's taxonomy places the organism in Eukaryota, Metazoa, Chordata, Actinopteri, Pomacentridae. Gene Ontology annotation, biological process: synaptic vesicle endocytosis; clathrin coat assembly; clathrin-dependent endocytosis. The record is from RefSeq and is a predicted model, not a curated record.